This is a messenger RNA of Triticum turgidum subsp. durum (durum wheat), 843 nucleotides long. NCBI's taxonomy places the organism in Eukaryota, Viridiplantae, Streptophyta, Magnoliopsida, Poales, Poaceae. The record is from the annotation of a GenBank genome assembly.
AUGGCGCACAGCCUCACCGGCGGCGCCAGCCCCUUCCGCUGCUACCCUCACCCGCCCUGCUGCGCCGCCGGACGAGCUACCCCGACCGCUCCCCCUUCCACCCGCCGCCGUGUGGCCGCCUCGGCCUCCCCUCCGUCGCCCCCGCCGGCCAUCGAGGGCCGCGGGGUGGGAUUUUCGGUGACGACGAGGCGGGGGGUGGUGCUGCCGGUUCUCAAGGACUGCUCACUGUGCGUCCCGCCGGGGCAGCUCUGGAUGCUCCUCGGCCCCAACGGCUGCGGCAAGUCCACCCUCCUCAAGGUUUUGGCAGGUUUUCAAAAUCCAUCUGCUGGUACAGUGCAUAUUAAUAGGCCAUUCAGCUAUGUCUUCCAAAAUCCUGAUCACCAGGUUGUGAUGCCCACGGUAGAAUCCGAUGUUGCAUUUGGUCUUGGUAAGCUCAAUCUUUCAUUGGAUGAGGUUAGGUCAAGAGUGUCACAAUCUCUGGAUGCAGUUGGAAUGUUGAGCUACUCUCAAAGGCCAAUCCAAACUCUGAGUGGUGGGCAGAAACAGAGAGUUGCCAUUGCUGGUGCUUUAGCUGAAGCAUCCAAAGUACUACUGCUGGAUGAGCUGACCACAUUCUUGGACGAAUAUGAUCAGAUGGGCGUGGUCAAGGCGGUGAGGAACUCUGUAACUGCUAGUGGGGAGGUUGCGGCACUGUGGGUGACUCAUCGGCUGGAAGAACUCAGAUACGCAGAUGGCGCUAUUUACAUGGAAGAUGGCCGGACGAUUAUUCAAGGCGACGUCUCCAGUAUAUCCAGAUUUAUAAAGAGGAAACAAGCACGCUAUUUUGGUCAUUUUGAGCUCUGA